This is a messenger RNA of Acanthoscelides obtectus, 14571 nucleotides long. The record is from the annotation of a GenBank genome assembly. NCBI's taxonomy places the organism in Eukaryota, Metazoa, Arthropoda, Insecta, Coleoptera, Chrysomelidae.
AUGACCCAAGAAAGCACUGUAACAGAGACAACUAGCGAACCUAAGCACAUUGAGCAGUAUCAGAUUCCAGAGGCAAAGGAAGACACAGAUAAAUUCCUGAAGGAUGAGAUCGACAAAUACCAUGAUGUCAAACCUGAGGUUGCGGUUUCUGUAGCCCAGAAAUCUCCUUCUAAGGAACAUGAAGCGGAAAAGGGGUCUCCCAAGAAAGCAAAGAAAGAAGUUAAAAAAGGAAUACUUGGUUUGUUCUCCAAAAAAGACUCAGACUCAGAUAAAGAACAAGACAAGGAACUCCAAAAAGUGUUGGACGACACAAACUCCUUUUUGCAACAAGAAGUCGACAAGUAUCAUGAUGUAAAACCACAUCUAAGUGAGGUACAAUUAGAAAAAGAAGUUUAUAAGGAAACAAUUGUUAUCAAAGAAGAAAUUCCUUUAGAUGAAGAAAAAGUUGAAGAUGUGGCUAAAGUUAAAGCCAGUACGGAUACUUUCUUGAAGGAUGAAAUAGACAAAUAUCACGACAUUAGACCAACUGUUACUGAGGUUUCUGUGGACGAAGAGAUAUCCAAAGGUGUGUCAUUGGUCCAAGAAAGUGUAAAAGAAGAAACAUUGGAAAAGUCGCCUAAGAAAUCCAAGAAGGAUAGUGAGAAAGGUGGGUUCUUGGGAUUAUUCAAGAAGAGUAAGGAUGAACCUAAGGAACUGCAACAGGAUCCGGAAUUUGUCAAGGUUAAAAUAGACACUUUCGAUUUCCUGAAGGGCGAGGUUGAUAGGUACCAUGAUGUAAGACCAAUUAUCAAGGAAAAGGUCACAGAAAUUACCGAACCCGUUCUGAAAGAGACAACUGUAAUCCAAGAAAAAAUGUCUCCCAAAAAAGCUAUGAAGGAAGAAGAAAAGCCGGGAAUAUUUAGAAUAUUCCACAAGAAGGGAUCUGAAGAAAAGGAGUUGAAGAGAAGAUCCUUGGAAAGAGAUGCUGAACAUAAGGAAAACGUAAGACUCAGAGAAGACACCGACACAUUUUUGGGAGAUGAAAUUGCAAAUUACCACGACGUUCGACCUAUAAUCAAGGAGAAACCUACAGCAAUUGAUGAAAAAGUUUCAGAGACAAUUGUGACUGAUACACAAAGUGAAAAGCAGUCACCCAAAAAGGCCAAGAGAGAUGAAGAAAAAACUGGAAUUUUGGGGAUUUUCAAGAAGAAAGGUUCGGAAGAAAAAGAACUGAAACGGCGUUCUAUGGAAAGAGAGCUUCAACAAAAGAUUGAGCAUGAAGAUAACGUAAAGAUCAAAGAGAACACCAACAAGUUCUUAGAGGAUGAAAUUCAAAAGUAUCAUGAUGUCAGACCAAUAAUCAAGGAUGUAGUCAUCGAACAGGCUCAACAAGUAGAAGAGGCCACAUCAGUUCAAGAACCGAAACAAAGUCCUAAGAAAGUUAAGGAAGAGGAGAAAGGUGGAAUUCUAGGAUUCUUCAAAAAGAAAGGAUCGGAAGAGAAAGAGUUGAAACGCCGAUCGAUGGAAAAAGAGCUCCAGCAGAAAGUUGAGCAUGAAGAUAAUCUGAAGAUCAGAGAGGGCACCAACAAAUUUUUGGAAGCUGAAGUUGAAAAGUAUCACGAUGUCAGACCAACCAUCAAAGAAACUCCUAUAGAGACACCUCUUAAAGCAAAGGAAGUGUCUGAGACAGCUGAAGAGAAACACUCACCAAAGAAGAGCGCUAAAGAAGAAGAGAAGGGUGGAAUAUUGCGAAUCUUCAAGAAGAAAGGAUCCGAAGAGAAAGACGUGAAACGGAGAUCGUUAGAUAGAGAGCUCAAAGCUAAAGCAGAAGCUGAAGAAAAUUUGAUGAUUCGACAAGACACUAAUGCAUUCUUAGAAACCGAGGUCGAGAAAUUCCAUGACGUUAGACCUACGAUUAAAGAAAUAUCAGAAGAAACUGUUACUCAGAACGAGGUUACAGAAGAGAAACUUUCACCUAAAAAAGCUAAAAAAGAUGAAGAAAAAACUGGAAUAUUGAGCUUCUUCAAGAAGAAGGGAUCUGAAGAGAAAGAGCUAAAGCGACAAUCAUUAGAAAGAGAUGUUACACUUGAGCAUGUAGAAAAUGUCAGAAUUAGACAGGAUACAGAUAAAUUCUUAGAGGAUGAGGUGAAGCAUUUCCAUGAUGUUAGACCAGUCGUAACUCACGUCCAAGAGGUGGUAACCGAAGAAAAAGUGUCUCCGAAGAAAGCAAAGAAAGCAGAAAAAUCAUUACUCCCAGGUAUCUUCAGAAAAUCGGCAGAUCGAGAGUUAAAGGAUGAACCUACUGACGAUUCCGAAGAAGCGAUCAAAGCCAUACUGGAAACCGAAUCAUUCUUACAGCAAGAGGUGGACAAGCAUGAAGAUGUGAAACCUAUCUACAAGGAGUCAGCAGCAGCUGAGCAAAAAACCUACCAAGCAAAGGAAGAACCUGUCAUUUUCAAGGAAACAAUCGUGAUCAGAGAAGAAACGUCGUCAGGCACAAAAACAAAAACCAAAGUUAGCAAAUUAGAGUCGGAAGUUACUGAGAACGCGACGAAGAUCAAAGUAGAAACCGACAAGGUUGUGAAGGGUGACGGCGAAGAGCCGAUCCUUUGGGAAGAGAAAGUGUCUAAGGAAGAAAAAGGUGGAGUUCUCAGUUUCUUCAAAAAGAAGGAUCACGAUUCAAAAGAGAAACGCCCAGCGCAUGUCGAAAUUCGGGAUAACACAGACAACUUUUUGCAAGAUGAAAUUACCAACUACCAUGACGUAAGACCAGUCGUAUCACCUCCUGUUGCCCAAAGUGUUGCUGUUCAAGAAGCAAGUGAGAUACCUACAGAAAAGAAAGAAAAGGACAAAGGUGGAUUUUUAGGUAUGUUUAAAAAGAAGGGCCACGAAGAUAAGAAAGAAACUGAACAGCAGAUUAAAACAAGGAGCGAUACUGAUACGUUCUUGAAUGAAGAAGUUGAUAGGUAUCAUGACGUCAGACCAAUUGUCACUGAAAAGGUUACCGAAGAAGUUAUCAAGAAAGGUGAAGCCAAACCAGUAAUUUUGAAAGAAACAAUUGUGGAACAGAUUUCUUCUGAGGUUACAAAGAAGGAAGUCAAGGAAGAUACAGCUUCUCCAAAACCGAAGAAAAAAGACGGAAAAGGUAUUCUAGGACUAUUUGGAAUAAAAGGUCAAGAAGGCGCUGAACAAAAGGAUACAGCAGUAGAAGUAGAAGAAUUGGCCAAAAUCAAACAACAAACUGACACAUUCAUAAACGAUGAAAUUGCGAGGUACCAUGAUGUUAGGCCAAUCAUCAAAGAAGUUGUAGUUGAAUCCGUAGACAAACCUGUCCUCAAAGAGACCGCAGUGUUGAAAGAAGAAAGUACAUUGCCUCCAAAACCUAAAAAGAGAGAAGGAAAGGGACCUUUUGGACUAUUUGGGAAGAAAGAUUCUGAAGAUAGUGGGUCAAAGAGCAAGAAGGACGAACAGUUGGAAGAACUAGUUAAAGCUAAGCAAGAUACGGACAAUUUCUUGAAAGAUGAAAUUGAUAAGCACCACGACGUUAGGCCUAUAGGUAAAGAAGCGACAGAUAGUGAACCUAAAGAGAAGCCCAUCGUAAUCAAAGAAACCAUCGUCGUAAAGAAAACGAAAGAAGAAUCUUCUGCUGCAAAAUCCAAGAAGUCGCACGGUAAAGGGCUGCUAGGCCUUUUCGAAAAGAAAGGCUCCGAGGACAAGGAAAUAAAAGCGAAGGAGGAAUCAGAACAACUUGCGAAGGUCAGAAAAGAAACGGAUACGUUCUUAAAAGACGAAAUUGAUAAGUUCUACGAUGUUAGGCCUGUGAUCAAAGCGGAUAUAACUAAAGUUUCUGAAGAGAAGCCUGUCGUAAUUAAAGAAACUGUUGUUGUUAAAGAGUUAGUUCCUGCCAAAGAUGUUGAGCAUACAGAGAGUAAAUCUCCUCAACCAAAGAAAAGGGAAGGCAAAGGAAUUCUUGGAUGGUUUGCGAAGAAGGGAUCUGAAGAAGUUGAUGUGGACGUAACAGAACCCGAAAAACUUGCUAAGCUCAGAAAAGAUACAGAUACAUUUGUGAAAGAUGAAAUUGACAAACACCAUGAUGUUAGACCGAUAAUUAAAGAAAAGGUAGAUGCAGAAGUAGUAGACAAACCUACAGAGAAAGUUGUCAUUAUUAAAGAAACUGUUGUCGCUAAAGGGGAUGCUGUACCAAAAGGCAAAACAGAAACAGUUGACGUCGCUAAAAUUAAAGCAGAUACUGAUACAUUUUUGAAGGAUGAGAUUGAUAAAUUCCAUGAUGUAAGACCCAUAGUUCAACAAGCUGCUUUGGAAGAACAAAUCGUUGUUAAGGAAGAAACUGUAAAAGAGGGAUCACCUUCAAAGUCGAAGCAGAAGGAGGGUAAGGGCAUUAUCAGCAUGUUCUUGAAGAAGGGAUCGGAAGAAAGGGAUGUGAAACCAAAAGAGGUAGACCAUGAACUGAUCAAAGCUAAGCUUGAUACCAAGGGAUUUUUAAUAGAAGAAGUUGAUAAGUACCAUGAUGUAAGACCAGUAUUACAAAAGACCACAGAGGAAGAUAUAGGAAAGCCUCUAGUGAUAAAGGAGACGAUUCUUCUUAAGGAGGAAGUCGCUCCAACAAAAUCAAAGAAGAAAGAAAGCGUUGCAGAGACUACACCUCCUCAGCCAAAGAAAAGGGAAGGCAAAGGAAUUCUUGGAUGGUUUGGAAAGAAGGGAUCUGAAGAGGUUGAUGUGGACGUAACAGAAACCGAAAAACUUGCUAAGCUCAGAAAAGAUACAGAUACAUUUGUGAAAGAUGAAAUUGAUAAAUACCACGACGUUAGGCCGAUAAUUGAAGAAAAGGUAGUUACAGAAGUAGUAGAAAAACCUACAGAGAAAGUUGUCAUUAUCAAAGAAACUGUCGUCGUUAAAGAGGAGGCUGUACCAAAAGACAAGGCAGAAACAGUUGACGUCGCUAAAAUUAAAGCAGAUACUGAUACAUUUUUGAAGGAUGAGAUUGAUAAAUUCCAUGAUGUCAGACCCAUAGUUCAACAAGCUGCUUCGGAAGAAAAAAUCGUUGUUAAGGAAGAAACUGUAAAAGAGGGAUCACCGUCAAAGUCGAAGAAGAAGGAGGGUAAAGGCAUCAUAGGCAUGUUCUUGAAGAAAGGAUCAGAAGAAAGGGAUGUGAAGCCAAAAGAGGUAGAUCAUGAACUGAUCAAAGCUAAGCUUGAUACCAAGGGAUUUUUAAUAGAAGAAGUUGAUAAGUACCAUGAUGUAAGACCAGUAUUACAAAAGACCACAGAGGAAGAUAUAGAAAAGCCUCUAGUGAUAAAGGAUACGGUGAUUCUUAAAGAGGAAGUCGCUUCAACAAAAUCAAAGAAGAAAGAAAGCGUUGCAGAGACUACACCUCCUCAGCCAAAGAAAAGGGAAGGCAAAGGUAUUCUCGGCUGGUUUGCAAAGAAGGGGUCUGAAGAAGUUGAUGUAGGCAUAACAGAAGCUGAAAAACUUGCCAAGCUCCGAAAAGAUACAGAUACAUUUGUGAAAGAUGAAAUUGACAAAUACCACGAUGUUAGGCCGAUAAUUGAAGAAAAGGUAGUUACAGAAGUAGCAGAAAAACCUACAGAGAAAGUUGUCAUUAUCAAAGAAACUGUCGUCGUUAAAGAGGAGGCUGUAGCAAAAGACAAAGCAGAAACAGUUGACGUCGCUAAAGUUAAAGCAGAUACUGAUACAUUUUUGAAGGAUGAGAUUGAUAAAUUCCAUGAUGUCAGACUCAUAGUUCAAGAGUCUGUUUCAGAAGAGCAAAUCGUUGUUAAGGAAGAAACUGUAAAAGAGGGAUCACCUUCAAAGUCGAAGAAGAAGGAGGGUAAAGGCAUCAUCGGCAUGUUCUUGAAGAAAGGAUCAGAAGAAAGGGAUGUGAAAUCAAAAGAGGUAGAUCAUGAACUGAUCAAAGCUAAGCUUGAUACCAAUGCCUUUUUAAUAGAAGAAAUUGAUAAGUACCAUGAUGUAAGACCAGUAUUACAAAAGUCCACAGAGGAGGAUGUAGAAAAGCCUUUAGUGGUAAAGGAGACGGUUAUUCUGAAGGAGGAAGUCGCUUCACCAAAGUCAAAGAAGAAAGAAGGCAUUGCAGAGACUACACCUCCUCAGCCAAAGAAAAGGGAAGGCAAAGGUAUUCUCGGCUGGUUUGCGAAGAAGGGAUCUGAAGAAGUUGAUGUGGACGUAACAGAAACCGAAAAACUUGCCAAGCUCCGAAAAGAUACAGAUACAUUUGUGAAAGAUGAAAUUGACAAAUACCAUGACGUUAGGCCGAUAAUUGAAGAAAAUGUAGUUACAGAAGUAGUAGAAAAACCUGCAGAGAAAGUUGUCAUUAUCAAAGAAACUGUCGUCGUUAAAGAGGAGGCUGUACCAACAGACAAAGCAGAAACAGUUGACGUCGCUAAAGUUAAAGCAGAUACAGAUACAUUUUUGAAGGAUGAGAUUGAUAAAUUCCAUGAUGUCAGACCCAUAGUUCAAGAGCCUGCUUUGGAAGAACAAAUCGUUGUUAAGGAAGAAACUGUAAAAGAGGGAUCACCUUCAAAGUCGAAGAGGAAGGAGGGUAAAGGCAUCAUCGGUAUGUUCUUGAAGAAAGGAUCGGAAGAAAGGGAUGUGAAGCCAAAAGAGGUAGACCAUGAACUGAUCAAAGCUAAGCUUGAUACCGAUGCCUUUUUAGUAGAGGAAGUUGAUAAGUACCAUGAUGUAAGGCCAAUUGUGAAGGAGAUCACAGAGGGUAUAGAAAAGCCUGUAGAGAUACAGGAGACAGCUGUUUUUAGAGAGGAAGUGGCCUCACCAAAGUCAAAGAAGAAAGAAGGAAAAGGUAUUCUCCGUAUUUUCGGCAUGAAAGGUCCUGAAGACAAACAAACUGAACCAGCAAAGGAUGAACAAUCUCUUAAGAUCAGGGAAGAAACCAGCAAGUUUGUAAAAGACGAAACUGACAAGUAUCAUGACAUUAAGCCGCAAGUAGAAGAAAAGGUGCACACGGCUUUAGAAGAAUCUGUGGUAGUUGGUCAAGCAACUGUUGUGGAACCUAGUGAAGAUGCAGUAAAGAAAGAGAGCAAAGGUGGACUCUUCGGUCUUUUCAAGAAAAGGGAUUCCGAACAUAAAGAAGACACUGUAAGCGAAUGUAAAGUCACUGAGGGAGUGAUAUCAACAGUAGUGGAACAGCCAGUGGUUAUGAGGGAAACUAUAGUAGUCAAAGAUGAAACUCAAACUAUAAUAAAGGAAAAAGUAGAUGACGGCAAAGGCGGGAUUAUGCAUAUUUUCAAGAAAAAAUCCCAUAAGGAUGACCACGCGGAUCAUCAAGAACACGAGAAAGAAGUCAAAACCAGAACCGAAACUGAUGAAUUCUUGAAAACUGAAAUUGAUCAAUUCCAUGACGCUCGACCAAUUGUCAAAGAAACGAUACAGCAAGCCGCAGAGACAACUGUAGAUACAUCUACACCCAAACCCGAAAAACGAGAAGCUAAAGGAUUGAUCACAAAGAAAGACUCACAGGAAAGAGAUACUACAGAUGUUAUUGCUCUUGAAUUAAAAACUAGCGAAGAAUUUGAAAAGGCCAAAUCCCAUUCAGAUAGUUUCUUGAAAGAUGAAGUCGAAAAGUACCAUGAUGCAAAACCAGUUGUGAAGACAAUUGAAGAAAAAAUCACUGUCGAACUGGAACAACCAAUGGUUUUAGAAAAGACCAUAAUUAUAACAGAAACAGAAGAGUUCUCCGAGAAACAACAAUCAUGGCCUGAGCGGCCAUUUUUGGAACAAAGGGCAGAUACCGGGAAGUUUUUGAAAGAGGAAGUUGAUCGAUACCACGAUGUCAAACCAGUUGCUCCUGAAGCUCCAUCUAAAAAAGUAGAAGAUCAUAAAGAGAAAGGCGGGCUUUUUGGAUUUUUCAAAAAGAAGGGAUCUGAAGACCGGGACAUUAAAGUCAAACAUAUCGAUGAAGCUAAAGAAAAGGAAGUUGAGAAACGUCAAGAGCGAAAGGCUUCAGAAUCUCCAGUCAAAGAAUUGGUUAAAGUUACAGCUGAGCAACAGGAGAAGGCUUCUCCGAAAAAAGGAAAGAAAGAGGAUACCAAAGCUGGAGUUUUUAGUAUUUUCAAAAAGAAGGGAUCUGAAGAUAGGGAAAUCAAGGAGGACGAGCAGACUGCGAAAGAUAAGGCGAAAUCCGAUGAAUUUAUCCAGGGUGAGGUAGAAAAGUACCAUGACGUGAGACCAAUUUCUAAAGAGAAGACAGAUAAAGAAGAAACUGUGGUUAUUAAAGACAUACAAGUGAUAAAGGAUGCGAUUCCAAGCCAUAUCCAGAUCGAGAUUGUCGACAAAUCCGCAGACAACAAAGAAACUGAUGUGAUCAUAAAAACUGAAGCUGGAGAGCCUCACGAAGUCAAAAAGGUUCAUUCAAAGGAGACAACGGUUGAUGAUAGUAAAGUAAGUCAAAUGGAUUCGCCCAAACCUACUAAAAAGGAUGAGGUCAAGGGUGGACUGUUCGGCAUUUUCAAGAAGAAAGAUCACAAACCAACAGUAUCGAAAGAUGAAGCAGAGGAAAACGCAAAGAUAAGAGAGGAUACUGAGACAUUUUUGAAAGAUGAGAUUCACAGGUUCCACGAUGUUCGUACAGUUACAAGUGAAGGAACAUCUGAGAAACAUAUAGAGAAAGGAGUUCUUUCUGGAUUGAUAAAAAAGGGAGGCGGUACAGACAAGGAGACUGACGAUAAAAAGAAAGUUGCUUUCAAGGAGGACGUGCAAGAACCUCAAACAGGUCACAUGAAGAGGACGGAACAUCUAGUCCCUGAAGCGUCCUCUGGAAAAAGCGACGACGGUAAAGACAGGGAAAGAAACGUAACCGAUGAAGAUUUUAUGGUUUUGACACCAAGUCAAGUAGACUCUCUGAAAGAAAUCGAGAUCCACAGGGUAACAGAAGAGAUCAUACGCGUAAAGCAAGGAACAGCAAUACUGAAGACAGAAAGUAUCGCAGUAUCUAGUCCUACUGGCGAAGAACCCCAAAAGAAGACACCCGAAACAGAAGAUGUUCAAACUCCGUUGUCAGAUUCAGUCGUAAAACAAAUGAUAGAUUCUAGCGACUUCCUCCGCGGGGAAGUUUCAAAUUACGAAGAUGCAAGGCCAAUAAUCAAACCGAAAGAAGAUGUAAAGCCAGAAGAUCACUCGGCUAAGGGUACCAAAUUAUUCGGGCUAUUCUCUAAGAAGAAAUCGCAAGACGAACCAGUAGACAAAGAGAAAACGAGAUCGAAAAAGAUGAAGGAGGUAGAAGCGACAUCUGCUGCAUCCGAAAGCAAAGAUUUCUCAGAGAAAGAAGUCGACCGCUUUCACGAGAAAGAAUCAAGUAGUGGUUUCUUUGGUCUGUUUUCUAAGAAAACCAAACCACAAGAAAGGAGUGCGAAACAUGCUAGUGAUGCUUUAUCGAGAGAAACGCUGCAGACCAUGAAGGACAGUUCUGAUUUCUUGCAAAACGAGGUAGCCCUAUACCAUGACAUUAAGCCUGUACCAGAUAAGGUACUUACUGAUAUCGAAAUCUUCGAGCCAAUCCAAAUGAGUCCCAUUGAUAUUUCGGAAAAAACACUCCAUGACAUAACUGAAACUAAUAAGUUCAUCCACGAGGAAGUUGACGGUAUUCCUGAGGGGGUUUUGAAAAAGAUGGAAGCUCCAAAAGAAGAAGAACAUACUGUAGAAGGCCCCACUCGAACCAUUACAUACACUACUAAAGUUGAGGCAAUACCACAUGGUGAACGAACAACUAGAGUAUCCGACGAAGUCAUUACAGGCACCAUACAGUUAGGACCAGAAGUUCUUUCUGAUCUUACAAAACUGGAAGAAGAAAUUAACAAAAAGCUGGACGAAAUCAGAAAAGAGACAGUCACCAAGGAAGAAACCCAUUCUAAAUCUUCGCGUGAAGACAUUGCUGACACUCAAGAGCCCGCGGAAAAAGUUAGCAAAAGCCCCCAGAAACAACCCUCUCAGGAAAAGGUGUCUGAAGAACCUAUGUUCACAAAAUCUGGAAGUCCCUUCAAAAUAUUUGGAAGAAAAAUGUCAGAGGAAGAGGUAAAACGACUGCAAGAAGAAGAACAUAGUGUACCAGGCACCUACAAAGUAAAAGACGGAGAUCAACUUCACGAAAGUCCUAGGAAAAUUUCAGAAGAAUCACUGAAAAAGAUGAAGGAUGCACAUGACUUUCUUUCUACCGAACUAGAGCACUACGAGAGCGGCAAACCUGAAGUCAUCACUGACCUGGAUGAUGAAGUAGGAAAAUCUAAAUCAUCCGGUCUCUUUAGCAUCUUCAGCAAAAAAGAUGCUAGCCCUAAACCAACAAAGAAAAAAGUGAAGAAGCAGAAAUCCGGGAAAAGUCUAGAUGAACCCUCAGCUGAUGGGGACUCUAAAAAGACGAGUAAAUCGGUUGGCAUAUUCAGCAAAAUUGGUGAAAAAAUAACUGGCAAAUCUGAGACAACGAAAGCAGGAGAUGUAUCUGCAAGUUCUUCCAGAGAAUCUAGCCCGGAAAAGAAAUUACUCCGCAAAGAUACAGGAGAAGUUAUCAAAUCGUUGGACGAUAUCCAAACGACUGUGCACACGGCUUGUGAUGAAACAUCAAGCUUUGCGGGAGAUUUGAUCAAAACAUUUGAAGGCAAACUAGACGAAACUCACAGUGCGGCUGAAAAACAAAGCGAGGACUUCAAGAAAGCGAUUGAUGAAAAGUUCAGCGAUACAGUGAAGCUUGGAGAAGAGAUAAAGAGGGAAACUGAGAAGAAAGUGGAAAGUGCAAAAGAUAAGUUGGAAGAAGAUGUAGACAAAGUAGGGAAAGAUAUUGGCAAAACUGCAGAAAACAUCGGAAGAAAGGCUAGAGAAGGGUUAGAUGACUUGCGGGAAGACGCGUCGGAAGCAAAAGCAGCGGUUGCUUCUUCAGUACAGAAUGUAGAAGAUGCUGCAACAGCUGCUGGCAAGAAAUUGCAAGAAAAAGUGGAAACCGAUGCAAGGAAAGCUGGAGAAAAGGUAAAGCAAGAUACCGAAAAGGCAUCAAAGGAAACAAUCAAACAAGCUAGCGAUAUUUCUAGUUCCAUCUCAGAGACGAAGCAGUAUGUUGAAGUUAAGGGUAAAGAUAUAGGGAAGGCAGCUAAAAGUGCAUCUGAAGCUGUUGAAGCGGAGCUUGAGAAAUCGGCAGCUAAAGUAGAUAAGACAGUAGAUCAUAUUAAAAGUUCCACCCAAGAAGUGGUUGCGGACGUUAAAGAUGCAACUAAGGAAGCGCAGUCGGAAGCGCAGAAGGACAUCGAGGAAGCCAAGAAGAAAGGCAAAGGUUUUUUGGGCAAACUGACUAAGAAAUUAGAAUCUGCAAUUCAUUCAACGUCAAAAUCUGUGGAAGAUGUAAGCCAAAAGACAGACCAAAAGGCACGUGAAUUGAAAGAUGAGACUAAAGCUGUACUAGAUAGCGCCAAAGAUUCAACUGUCAAAAGUAUUGCUGAAUCAGAAGCAGGUACUGCUGAAGAUAUGAAGGAACUUGCAUCAAAAACAGUCAGAGAUGUUGAAGAUAAAUCGAAGCAAACUGAGGAAGAACUUUUGAAAGCUGUUGAUUCAUCGAACGUUAAAGCAAAGCAGGUAGUUGAUAAAAUUGAAGACACUAAACGCUUCAUCGAAACAGAAUCCGAAGAAGCUGGCAAGGAUGUCCAGCAAAGACAAAAAGAAGUGAUUUCUGAAGCUCAAAAAGGUGUUGAAGAGACUAAAAAGAAAGGAAAAGGUUUCUUGGGUAAACUAAGUAAAAAAAUCGAAUCAGCCGUUCAGUCAACCUCUAAAGACGCAGAAGAUACUAUAGCAAGCGGGGAAGCGAAAGUCAAGGCUGCUGUGGAAGACGGUGAUAGACAACUUCAAAAAGGGGCACAAAGUACUGGAGAAUUUAUUGAGCGUACAGAAAAAUCAGCAAAGGAUGGAGCUGAAGAAAUUGGCAAGAAGAUAGGUGAUGCAGCAGAUAACGUUGCAAAAUCAGCAUCAGAAGCUAAAAAAGAUAUUGAAGAUAAAGGCAAGUACAUUGGUGAAACAGUAGGCGACAAAGUUGACAAAGCACAUGAAAAAGUUGAUGAGAUCAAACAAGAAUCAAAAAGGGCUAUCAAAGAAGCAGAACUCAAGCAAAAAGAACUUGAAUCUGAUGUACAAAGAGAAGUGGAGGAAACCAAAAAGAAAGGCAAAGGUUUUCUGGGUAAACUAGGUAAAAAAUUCGAAUCAGCUGUUCACUCAACCUCCAAAGCUACAGAAGAUGCUGUAUCAAGUGGGGAGGCAAAAGUAAAAGCUGCAGCAGAAGAUACUGAUAAGCAAGUGCAAAAAGGAGCACACGCGAGUGAACAGUUCAUUGAACGUACAGAAGAAUCCGUAAAAGGUGGGUUUAAAGAAAUUGGAAGAACAUUAGAUGAUACCGGAAAAAGCGUAACAAAGUUAACAUCAGAAGCUGAUGAUAAAGGCACGCAAAUCGCUGAGAACGUCGAAGAUACAAUUACUGCUGCAGUUGACAAAGUACAUCAGAAAGCAGAUGAAAUUAUAGAUAAAUCAGACAAAGUUGUGAAAGAAGCAGAUCACAAGCAGAAGGAAGUUCAGUCAGAUGUACAGAAAGAAGUGGAGGAAACCAAGAAGAAAGGUAAAGGUUUUCUUGGUAAACUAGGCAAGAAAAUCGAAUCUGCAGUAUCAUCCACCACAAAGUCUGUAGAAGAACCUGUUACAAAGACGGGGGCAAAGGUACAAGAGGCUGUUACAGAGAUCGAUAGAGUUGACGAAAAAGUCGAAAAAAUCGAAGAAGACUCGGUGGAAGCGGCGAGAAAAGCAAGUGAAAAACAAAAACAACUUGAGUCAGACUUGAAAAAAGAUGUUGAUGAAGCCAAGAAGAAAGGUAAAGGUUUCUUGGGUAAAUUGGGCGGAAAAAUCGAAUCAGCCGUUUCAGGAACUGCGAAAUCCGUAGAAGCAACAGCGUCAAAAGCUGAUUCAGAGAUUCAGAAAGGCGUAACGGCCUCUAGGGAUGAACUUGAAAGGCAACGUAAAGAAGCUCAAAAAUUUGAAGAAAGAUCACACAAGCAGAUUAGACGUAUGGACGAGAGCGCUGCGCAGUCUCUUGAAGAAGCAGAGGAAGGCAUAGUAGACAUUGCUAAAGGUAUCACUGAUUUUGCGGUCGAAACCAAAAAAGAGAUUGAAGAUAGAGGUAGAGAGUCCGGCAAAGCUGUAAAGAGCAAAGCAGGUGCCGCUGAAGCAGACAUAAAGAAGUCUAUGCAAAAGGUAGAUGAAGCUGUAGAGCAAAUAAAGAAAGAUGCAGGAUCUACCAGCAAGGAAAUCGCAAGUGAACAUGAAUCGGUAGUUCGCAAAGAGGUGGACGACGCGAAGAAGAAAAGCAAGGGUUUUCUGGGUAAAAUCGGAAAGAAACUAAGCGGAAAGAAAGAUAGCUCCGUAGACGAAGACGUAAAAAUAGUAAGAGGAGAGUCUUCGAAAACUGGAAUAUCCGGCACGACAGAUCAAAUUCCAAAUAUCAAAACAGACGACGCCGAAAAAAAAGUGAUGGGCCAUCCAGUGUUCAGAGAAGCGACAAUGUCCGACGUCAAGCAACGCACAAUCGAUUUCAUUGAAUCAGAAUCACUCAAAGUCGAUGACCCUAAAAUGACCAGAACUUUAUCUGACUACGGAUGUCAGAUGAAGGAACAACAAAGAGUACCGGGCGCCAGGAAAAUUUCAGAAGUCAACAUGGACUUGUCUAACUUACCAACAGACACAGAAGAUGUAUCUCCGUUGAGCGACAAAGCACACUCUUAUGUCAGCUCGCCCACGUCGUCCAGAAGAACGCAUUCGGCUCACUUUUCGAAAACUAAAGGACCUCAAAUAGUCGAAUUGAGAAGUACCACAACGCAAGAGAGCGCCGAAGAUGAAUUUUAUAUCAUAACGGAGCCCAAAGAGGUUCUUACGAAGCUUACUAGCGAGGUCACGUCAAAGAAACCGUUGUUCCAUAUAGAAUCUGAAGAAGAUGACAGCUUCAGCAAAUCCGAAGACGAUAAUAAAGGUAGUACGCGAUCGAACGUGCUCGAAACCUUGACCGAGCAGAGGAUAGAAACCAUGUUGUCAGAUAUGACGAGAGAUAUGAAUGAGCCGAUCGAAAAAAUGCAAACCGUGAUCAAGAAGGAAGAAAAGAAGUUAGUAGAGCAUAAAAAAGAAGCAGAAGCAGACGUAAACGCGAUAGAACAAAAGUUGCGUGAUUUAGAUACAGCACUGGAUUCGUUAGAGCAAAUACAAACGAAAACCGAAACUAUAACGAUAACAGACACAAAAACAGAAAAGAAACUGAAACGAGUCGAACGAAAAUUCGAACACAUGGCAUCGGAGGUACUUGAUAAAGAAAAAGCCGAUGCAAAAACUAAACAAAUAACCAGUCCAGAAGUGGAAGCAAAGCAAGAGACCGAGUUCAGAGAGUUGGUGUCUCAGCUGAGCACGGAGGAGAUCUCAGACUUCCAGAAAGAAUACAGCCAUCUGUGGGACGAACACACCUUCUCAAAGAGCAGUGACCGGGAAUCGAAAACGCCAGACAGUCAGGCGGACGUUCAAGAACUUCCAAAAGGUAGAUAA